Molecule: messenger RNA, 788 nt
Organism: Trichobilharzia regenti
Lineage: Eukaryota; Metazoa; Platyhelminthes; Trematoda; Strigeidida; Schistosomatidae
Source: the annotation of a GenBank genome assembly
UGAUUCAGAAUAGUGGUUGCUCACAACAUUCAGUCAUACCACCUUCUCAAAUUAUGGAAGGCAAAUUAGAUAAAAUUGGUUUGGAAGUACCUUUGCACAACUAUGUAGCCCAAGAUAAAAUAUGGCGUGACAACUGUAUUAAGGAAGCAAGGGAAUCCAGAGCUUGGUCGAAAAACUGGAGUUUCCUGACACUGACUCCAGAAGAAAUCUUGAAAAAUGAAAUGCAUGACCUGGUUGAUUCUCAGAGAAAACCUAUAGAGAUUCCUGAACACCUAAAGAUCACUGAGGCAGUACCUAUAUCUGAUUAUAUUAAAAUUGAACCGUCACCAACACCAAUACCAUUAACAACUAGUAAAAUGAUUGGGUGGCGAUCAGGUUUGCCUCAAUAUCAGUUGGACAAAUACAAUGUGACUAGAAGACCCCAGGGUUCUCUUCUGAAACGAUUCAAUUGGCCUCUGGAGGCUCUGUGAUGACUAAUUAUUCUUUAUAAAGAUAUCGCAACAUUUCCAAUAAUUUCAAUAAAGCGCAAAAUUAUUUCCAAACACAACCUAAUUUACUUUUGAUGAUCAAAUUGAUUAAAAGUCUACUAUUUAUACCUUCGUGCGUCUAAUCAUGUAUGCAUUACUGGUAGACAGCUACGAAUCUCGCGUGGUGAUUGUUUGUACAUUCUCUCGUUGAGCUCGCAACUGACAGGCUUAUAACAUGCGUAGAUCGUGGAUGAUCUGACUUCUAGUGUACUACCAAGCUGCCAUAUUUGGUACGCUUGUGGAGUCCUCAAAAAUAAACUU